This is a messenger RNA of Prorocentrum cordatum, 1350 nucleotides long. The record is from the annotation of a GenBank genome assembly. NCBI's taxonomy places the organism in Eukaryota, Dinophyceae, Prorocentrales, Prorocentraceae.
AGCCGCUGCGGCCCAGGCCGCUGCCAGCGAGCCCGAAGCUCGGGAGGCAUGACGCCCGACUCCCCCGCCGCGGGCGGCGCGGCGGAGCUGCCGGGCGGUGGGCCGCGCGAGGGGCCGCAGCGGCCGCAGGGGCGGGGGGGCCGCCGGGGAGAGCCGGAUCGCGGAGGGGCGCCCGCCAAGCAGCUCGUGGACGCCUUCUCCCGCGGGUCCAGGAACCACGACGCGGACCAGUGCAUGCCGUGCCGCCACAACCUGACCGGGAGUCCUUGCCCGCAAGGGCGCCUGUGCAACUGCUGCCACUACAGCCAUGGUCCCGAGAAGUUCCUCGCAAUGAGGCUCCACGGGUUCCUGAGAGAGUCCAACGACCAGUUCAGCAGGGUUGCGACCGCGCUGCCCGCGCACCAGCGCGCGCGCCUGUGCAGCGUCGCCGCCCGCGCCUGGCUGGGCUCGCCUCAGCCCCUGGCUGCCACUGCCAGCGGCGGCGCGGGGCAGGAGGUCCGUGCCGUGGCGGCGGGGCUUGCAGAGGCGGUGCCUGCGGAGGCGGUCGCCCAGGUGUCGACGAGUCUGCCGUUGACUGCGCCGCCGUUGGUGCUGGCGGAGGCGAUGCCGUCGCCGCUGCCACUGCUGCCGUCCUCCUUUGGCCACCUCACCUCCGAGCAGCUCGUGCUCAUGCUGGAGGAGGCCAUGCCGGAGCGCUACGAAGACUGACCUCUGCGCCGCCUGCGGGCGCUCAGGUGAGCAGGACGAGCGGCUCCUUCGUCUCCCUCGGGCGUGGUGCUCUACCCGCUUCUCCUCUGCCUACUCCAUCGUGCGCCGCGGCGCCGGCUUCGGGAGCAGAUAAUGUGAGCCUCGCAUGUUCUCGCAGCUCCGUCUUCGGAGUGCAUCCGCGUGCGUCAGCGUCUGGUUGUCGAUGAGAGGGUGCCGAUCUGGCCUCGAUUCGCGCCGGUGUAGCGUCGAUCAGCGUCGAUUAGCGUCGGUCGGCGCAGGUUCGCGGGAGCCAGCAAGAUGGCAUGGGAGGCCCCCGCGAGUUGCCGCAGGACGGCGGCCCUCGUGGACGGCUUCGCUCGCAGCCGUCGGCGAAGCGCAGGGCCGUCCUGAGCGGGUGGGGCCGCGGUCUGGUGCCAGCAGUCGCCCCGCCUCGGCUGGCGCGGGGCUGGUGGUCAGCUGAGCGUUGGCCCACGCUCAGCUGACCACCAGCCCGUUGGCACAAGCCCUCGCUGCAGAGGCGACAUUUUUUAUGUUGUCCGAGAGUCAUAGCCAGGAGCAGUUCACAUUUUGAUAGGUCGCGUCUUGAGCAGGUCACAUGCUGCUCGAUGGCGUCCCGACCAACCAAUCCCCCUCUUCCUCGUC